AUGAAUAAUUAUAAUAGUGGUGGUAAUAAUAGUACGGAUAAUAGUACUAAAAAAGAUGAUCUAGCAUCUCUUUUUCUACCAGAUAUCCUUCAUCCAUUACCUUCAAAUAAUAUAAAACAAGAAGAUAUCAAUUUUGAUGAUUCGUUAAUGAAUCAAAAUUUUAAUCUAAAUAUGAUGGACUCUCAUAUUAAUCAUUAUUCAAAUUAUAUACCAAUUGAAGCUUCUGCUCCGGUCUUAAAUAAUAAAAAUUACCCCUUGGUAGAUUAUGAUAUGAACUAUAAUGAAGACCUACAAAAAUUUAAUCAGUUCCAUUUACCCUUCCGUUUGUACGAUCAGCAGCUGCAACAACAGCAAAUACAGCCAGUGCAACAGCAGCAGCAGCCGCAAAUCCAACCAGUACAACAACCAAUACAGCCAGUUGAACUGAUUGAGCUGGAACCAGUUCCAGCUAAAAAAAAAGCUAAACCAUCGCCUACCCCUAAUAUAAUGAUUGACUAUAAAAUGUCCAAACUAACAAACUUACUUGACUUUACUCCUAUUCCAGAAAAUGAAGAGUUCAAAAUACUAGAUGAUUCAAAUAACGAAAUUAAACUAAAUAUGACCGGAUUCAUGAAUGGGAAAUUCUUCACUAACGAUAGCGAUAAUAAUAACUAUAUUCAACUUAAUCCUAAUGAAUCGGGGUCCAAUUCCAAAAUCGAUCCUAAAGUCAUUAGCUGCUACCGCCGGAACUUUAUUCAAUUAUCAUUAAACUUAAACUUGAGUAAUUUCCAAAACGAUUCCAAUAAAAUAUUAAAAUUACAAACAACCGAAUACGGAUAUAUAAUCACUCGAGUCAUUAAAUGGUUUAAGAUCGAUAUCAGUGCCAAAACCGUCUCCAAUAAUCCAAGAUUGGUCCCCAUCAUCAUCACCGAUGAUGAAGAUAAAGUAUCUUCAGUUAAAAAUCAUUCGAACGAUUACGUAAUCCCCGAUCCAAUAAAAUCAUCAUCUUAUAUUAUCCCAAUUAAUAAGAUAAAUCUUGAAAAUAAUACUUUUAAUAAUUACUAUACUAUUAAAAAAUUACAAUUUAAGAAUGCCACUCCUCAUAAUGGGAAUUUCACUUUCCAAAAUUAUUAUAAUUUAAAAAUUAAACUAAGUGCCGUGGUGGCAGAUAUGUACUAUGAUGAUUACGUUGACAAGAACCAAGAAUUGAACAUUGACGAUAAGAAUGAAUUCACCUUGAUGGAAUUGGUGAGUAAACCAAUUAUAGUAAGAGGAAGAAACCCCAGUUUCUACUAUGAAAGAAAAGAUAUUUUAAUAAAGGGAAGAAAUUUAAAUCUGAAAUCAAGUUUCCAAGAUUCUGAUGCAACUGAAAUUGAUUCAAAUAUUGAAUCAAAUAACGAUUUCGACGAUGCUUCUUCGGAAGAUCUUCCAAUUGGUAAUGAUAAAUCUUUACCUCCAUUAAUGUAUUCUGCUUUACAAUCAAAAAAUUCUAAUAAUAAUAAAUUAAUUAAUCAAUCAAAUAAUAAAUAUAAAUAUUUCCCAAUCCUGAAUGUUUAUUAUUUACCUCCAAUUAACGUGGUUUAUUUUCCUCAUGGUGCUCAUCAACAUAAACUAUCAAAUUCAAAUUUAAAUUUAGAUCAAAAUAAAAUUGAUUUAAACGAUAAACAAAUGGUACGCAAAAAUUCAAACGUCUACUUUAAAUAA
Messenger RNA from Hyphopichia burtonii NRRL Y-1933, 1683 nucleotides. RefSeq names its product Rep1p (gene REP1). Lineage: Eukaryota; Fungi; Ascomycota; Pichiomycetes; Serinales; Debaryomycetaceae. Bases 1 to 1683 code for a protein of 560 amino acids. Gene Ontology annotation, molecular function: DNA binding; DNA-binding transcription factor activity. The record is from RefSeq and is a predicted model, not a curated record. Gene Ontology annotation, biological process: meiotic cell cycle; positive regulation of transcription by RNA polymerase II. The transcript has a single exon. Gene Ontology annotation, cellular component: nuclear chromosome.